AUGGUUCUUCAACUUAUCGGCGCUGCUACAUCUUGGAAUACUUUGCGCGUACGUCACGUCCUCUUCGAGAAAGGGAUUCAUGAUGUCGAGUUGAUCGAUAUAAACGUCGCGAAUGGGGAUCAGAAAAAACCGGAAUAUUUGGCCAAGAAUCCCUAUGGCAAGCUCCCGGUGUUGAUCGAUGGGGAUUUGACUUUGUCCGAAUCCCGUGCCAUCGCUGUGUAUUUGGCCGCGAAAUGGAAGACCUCCGGGGAGUCGCUGAUUCCAGAAGCGACAAAUCCUGGCGCUAUUGGGCUGUUUGCGCAAGCUGUAUCGGCAGAGCUAACUCAGUUCGAUCAUCUUGUUGAGCCGUUAAUCCUCAAGCAUGUCAUCGCUAAAUUUACUCAAACACCUGUUCCUGAAAACGAGACCUUUCGUGGUUUGGCGAGUCUGGAACCCAAACUUGACAUACUGGAUGUCAUUUUGUCGAGACAGCGUUACAUGGCUGGGGAUCAGUUCUCCCUGGCCGAUGUAUUCUAUAUGCCUCUCCUGCACUUGCUCGUAGGCCUAGGCUUUCAGGAUCUCAUCUUCUAG
Messenger RNA from Penicillium canescens, 570 nucleotides. Its product is annotated as glutathione S-transferase family protein. Gene Ontology annotation, cellular component: cytoplasm. NCBI's taxonomy places the organism in Eukaryota, Fungi, Ascomycota, Eurotiomycetes, Eurotiales, Aspergillaceae. Bases 1 to 570 code for a protein of 189 amino acids. The record is from RefSeq and is a predicted model, not a curated record. The transcript is spliced from 4 exons. Gene Ontology annotation, molecular function: glutathione transferase activity; glutathione binding.